ACCCAUUAAGCAUUCUCUACAAAUUCCCUUUCCCUUUAGCUCCCUCUGCUCUCUGCCAUGGCGGCCAAGCUGACCCAGGAGCAGGCGGACGAGUGCAAGGAGAUCUUCGACCUGUUCGACGGCGACGAGGACGGCCGCAUCGCCGCCGGCGAGCUGGUCACCGCGCUCCGCUCCCUGGGCCAGAACAUCGACGAGGCGGAGGCGCGGGGCUUCCUCGAGGACGCGGGCGCCGGCGAAGGCGCCACCAGCAUCGACCUCGCCACGUUCCUGGCCGUGGCGGCGCGCAAGGCGAACGCGGGCGUGUCGGCGAAGGGCCUGGCCGACUGCCUGGGCGCGUUCGACGACGACGGCAGCGGGGUGAUCCCCACGGAGCAGCUGCGGCAGGUGAUGGUCUCCCACGGCGACCGGCUGACGGAGGAGGAGGCCGACGAGCUGGUCCGCAAGGCGGACCCCCGCGGCGAGGGCCGCGUCCAGUGCAAGGAGUUCGUCAAGGUGCUCAUGAACAAGCCUUGAGCUCUUCUUUUUCGCACUGAAUCUGGAGGCCGAUGAGGAAAUAAUUCCUUGUUUUCUGAAUUAUGUGAUGUACUGUAAUGAGUUGUGGAUGCCUUGUAUUAGUUGUAUACUUGUAUACGAAGAGUUCUAGCUGCAAUACAUGUAACUCCGGUUGUAUACAUGAGAUUCUAAGUGAUCCUGAACACUUUAGCACUACAAUGUAAUUGGGUAAAUUUGCUGCCAUGUUUCGUAAUGAAGUUCCUUUGGUGGUAUGGCAUCAAUGUCACCUACCAGUA
Molecule: messenger RNA, 788 nt
Organism: Lolium rigidum
Lineage: Eukaryota; Viridiplantae; Streptophyta; Magnoliopsida; Poales; Poaceae
Product: probable calcium-binding protein CML9
Exons: 1
Coding region: 58-513 (151 amino acids)
Cellular component (GO): myosin II complex
Molecular function (GO): calcium ion binding
Source: RefSeq, a predicted model, not a curated record